AUGAUGGCACCCAGCGCCCUCCCCCCGCAAGAACAUGUCACCUUCCACGCCGGCAAGGGCAAGCAGACGCGGCCCGUACUGACGGGGUCGUCCAUGAAGCCCACCUUCGACGCGAUCCCGGUGGUGGACCUGUCCAAGGCCCGGUCCUGCGAUCUGGCGGACCGGCAGUCGGUAGCACGCGAGAUAGGCCGGGCCUUUACGGAGGUGGGCUUCAUGUACGCCGUGAACCACGGCAUAGGCGAGGACGUGCAGACGCGUGUGCGGGACGUGGUAGAGGCCUUCUUCGCCCUGGACCCGGCCGAAAAGAUGAAGGUUCACAUCAACCGGUCGGCCACGAUACGCGGCUACGAGGCCCUCCUCGAGACCCGGCUGGACGACCGCACCCGCGGCGACAUGAAGGAGGCCUUCAACAUGGCCGACGACCCGUACGAGGCCGAGCAGCGCGCCCCCGCCGACCUCGACAUGUCGGCCUACCCCGCCGCCGACCGGGGCCCGACUGGCUCCCUGAACCAGUGGCCCGACCUGCCCCCCUCGUUCCGCCGCUCCAUGUACGAGUACCGCGCCGCGGCGCAGGGCGUGGCCUCGACCCUCCUGCGGCUCACCGCCCUGGCCCUGGACCUGCCGGAGGCCUACUUUGACGGCAUGGCACGCUUCCCCAUGGCCGGGCUGCGCGCGCUGCACUACCCUCCCCAGGGCCGGGACCGGGACGGCGACGGUGGCGCCGUCGGCAUAGGCGCCCACGCGGACUACUCGUGGUUCACGCUCGUCAACCAGCUCACGCCCGACGCCGCCGGCCUCGAGGUCCUCGACGCCAACGGUCACUGGGUGUCCGUCCCGCCCCUGGAAGGAAGCCUGGUCGUCAACGUCGGCGACUUCCUCGAGAGGGCCACCAACGACCGCUUCGUCAGCACCGUUCACCGCGUGCGCAACAAUGACGGCAGGGGCGUCCACCGUUACAGCCUGGCCUACUUCUUCUCCCCCACCCACGACGUCCUCAUCCGCACGCUGCCUACCUGCCUCGGUGAGGGCGGGGACCGCAAGUACGACGAUAUCAGGGCCAGAGAGUGGCAGCAGCAGAGGCUGCUGAGGGCCAGGACUAAGCAUCCUGCCAGUAUACUGGCCAAGGAGAGGGGGGAGAUUUGA
Molecule: messenger RNA, 1143 nt
Organism: Geosmithia morbida
Lineage: Eukaryota; Fungi; Ascomycota; Sordariomycetes; Hypocreales; Bionectriaceae
Product: Isopenicillin N synthase
Exons: 1
Coding region: 1-1143 (380 amino acids)
Source: RefSeq, a predicted model, not a curated record